Messenger RNA from Parnassius apollo (apollo), 1710 nucleotides. The record is from the annotation of a GenBank genome assembly. NCBI's taxonomy places the organism in Eukaryota, Metazoa, Arthropoda, Insecta, Lepidoptera, Papilionidae.
CUAAAUGAAGCAGCUGAUGUGAUACAAAAGUUGUACACAAUUGCACAAGAACUACCACCGGAUAAAUUUGAAGUGGCAAAGAAAAAGAUUGAAGCUAAAUAUGACGAAAUUGAAAGAAAUCUUAUUGAGGAAUUUGUGAAAGCACAAAACCAAGGCAAUCUGGCGAAAAUGAAAACUAUUGCAAAUAUUAUGACAAAUUUCAAGGGUUAUUCGCAGUGUGUUGACGCCUUUAUUGAAACCAGCCAAAUGAACACUUUACUUGGUAAAGACAUAUUCUCCGCUGUACUGCCUCUAUGCAAGAAAAAUUAUACAAUCAUAAGCAGUGUAUUCCCGAAUCCUGACCAAGUGAUGAGCAAAUUUGUUUUGAAUAUUUUUCAUCUGAAGCUACAAAAGUACAUACAGACUAAACUUGCUGAUAAAAACGACAUUGAAAAAUAUCUAAGGAAUCUGUUUGAAAUGUAUACAAGCACACAAAAAGUGUGCGACGAGUUAGUAGCAGCGGGCCUAGUGUCCGCUGAUGGCAACAUUUCCACUGGCGACUUAAGACGCGAGGCUCUUGUUAAUGGAGCAUUGGCGGGGGCCAACGACGGGUACGCCGCACUUGAAACGCGGCGGUUAAAAGCGGUCCUAUCCAACGCUCUUAACACAUAUUACAACGAGAAACAACACGUCAAGAAACAGAUACAGGGCGGGGGAUUUCAAGAGCUUCGUCGAGACUUCCAAGCUGUGAUCGGUACACGAGCUAAUAUUAACAUAGCACAAAUAGAAAACUACGGCGGUGAGACGUUCCUUAGUGAGCAACUCGUUCAGAAGAUGCUGAAUGACGCCAAGAUGUCAUUUUUGAGGUGUAAAACUCUAUGCACCACCAACGAACUACCAGCGACUGCCAUAGCUCUCCUCGAUGUGCUAAUACAGCACCUGCUUAUCGAACACGUUGAUUACGCCCUGGACCUUGGACUACAGUCCAUACCCAUCAUCGAGAACAAGUCACCGCCUCAGAUUUACUUCUUUGAAAUAGUCGACCAAACAAAUAAAAUAGUGAAAAUGUUUGGAGAGCAUUUUCAAGAAUCUGUUUUACCAUGUCUGAGUUCAACGUCAAAACAAAGCGAAUGCGUCCAGAAAAAAACGGCGGUGAUGGAGCAGCUGGAAAAUAAAUUAGACGCUGGCCUUGAAAGGGCCAUCGCAACUAUAGUUGGCUGGGUUAAGUUACAUCUGCAGAAUGAGCAAAAGAAAACCGACUUCAAGCCUGAAGGCGACAUAGACACCAUUGCCUCUUCUGCAUGUUUGACGGUAGUUUCGUAUUUAAACUCAGUCAUGGACAAGAUCUACGCAAGUCUUGAAGGUGACAAUCUCAGCGCGGUUACUUUGGAGCUCGCAGUCCGUUUACAUAGAGUUAUAUAUGAACAUCUGCAGAACUUCCAGUUUAAUUCUGCCGGCGCAAUGAUCGCGAUCUGCGACGUGAAGGAGUACCGGUCGGCGGUGUGCGGGCGCGGCGGGGGCGGGCGCAGCGUGCCGGCGCCCGCGCACGCGCUGUUCGACACGCUGCACGCGCUCUGCAACCUGCUGCUGGUGAAGCCUGAGAACUUGCACCAGGUCUGCGAGGGCGAGACCUUGGCAGAACUGGAUCAGUCAAUUCUACACAAUUUUAUACAGUUACGUUCUGACUACAAGAGUCAUAAAUUAUCCAGCUUCCUCAAAGGACUGUCGUAA